This is a messenger RNA of Mycosarcoma maydis (corn smut), 3015 nucleotides long. RefSeq lists its product as uncharacterized. The coding region runs from base 1 to 3015 and encodes 1004 amino acids. The record is from RefSeq and is a predicted model, not a curated record. The transcript has a single exon. Lineage: Eukaryota; Fungi; Basidiomycota; Ustilaginomycetes; Ustilaginales.
AUGGUCGUCGCCAUUAGAGAGCAGCCAACCAAAAGGUCCAGGCUCUCGCUCUUUCGUUUGCGCAAGCCGUCCACAAAGCCGUCUGCUUCGUCGACCACUCAGACACCACCACAGCCAUCCGAGUCGGAUGACCAUGCAGCCCCGCAGUCGACCCCACGCCAGACGCCGCGCCAAGAAUUGCCAUCCUCCAUGCGCAGCGGCCCACCCCCCGCUCGUCAAGCCCCAAACCUAGACGACAGCAACCAUGCCCCCCUACCGUAUUACUAUUCAGGCUCGGCCAACGUCCCUCGCGGCUACCGCUCGUCGUCGUCGUCGUCGCAUGUCGAUCAAUACCAUGACAUCAAAGAGCCUCAUGCCGGCUCUUUGCCUCUGCAGCACGCCGCUGCCGCUGCAGCACGUACAGACAUCAUGUCGACUACCAAGCACUCACGUCAACGCUCCCAUUUCAGCAUCCCCGACGUCAUUGUCACCACCUGCGAGGAAGACGGCGAGGAACAGCUCGUACAGAUCGAAAUCCCACCCAACAAGCGUCGCAGCUACGUCCUUUGUGAUGCCGCCAGCGAACACGUGCGAGACCAAAGAUCCUUCAAGAAGAACACCACAUCAGGCUUUGCUCGCAGACCCGCACCUUUGAUUAAGUUCGACUCGCACGAGAUCGCUGGCGUGCACAUGUCUCGCAGUGGCUCCCUACCCAGCAUCAGCAGCGUCAGCACAACUAGUAGCUCUCCCAUCUCGCCCACCCUUUCCUCGCCCACGUCGGCCUCCACCCCCUCCUCUUCCGUCAGCUCAAGCCUCUCCAAAGCUGCUUCCAACAAACCUAGUCGCAAAUCUUCCUUCCCGCUUCUCUUUGGACGCAAGAGUCUCGACUCUCAAAAGUGCGCAAACGUCAAUAACGGGCUACACCAAGAGCCGUUGCCCUCUUCGCCCAUCACUCCCACCUCCACUCGUACGACCAGCAGUGAUUCUUUCCCAAACGCUCACCCGGAUGGGCUAUCGUUUUCCACUCACGAUCCUCUGCCCACCCCAUCAUGCUCGCGCAACGUUUUCACUCGUGCCAUCAGCAGCCUUCCUUCUCCCCCCGUGACACCUACUUCACCGGUGCCUGCCUUGUCCAAAAAACAGUUAAAGACCAAGGCUAAGGAAGAACUGGCACUCAUAAAAGAGCUUCAACGCGUCGACAAGCUCGUCAAACAGCACGACGUCAAUGCUAUCAAGGCGCAUGAAAAGGCACAAGCAAAACAACGCAAGCGAGCCGCCAAACUUGUCGAGAUCAACCAACCGUUUCAUCGGGCUAGUACUGACACGAGACCGUCGGUCGAUAGCUACCGUGCCGAUGGCUCACAUCCCAUGUCUGCCGUGGCUUGUGUAUCGAAGAAGACCACCACCGUCUUUCAAGCGUCCACCAGAUUUUCGGCCAUGGGUAUGGGUCUUACCAGGAGGAACAGUGUUCGCGGUGCAUCGACAGACGUUCGUGUUUUCGCCGGAGAGCGACGCGGUUCGGAGCCCAUCCUGUCAAAAUCCACUGACGCUACCAUGCGUACCAGGUCGGAUGCCUCGACACGGGUGAGCGUCGAUCUGCCCGAAAGCGAUAGGCUGCCUUUUACGCACCCUCGAGCUGCGCCCCGACCCAACGUUGAUUGCGAAGCUCUGCCGCAGACAGCACCGUUGACGCUCACCAAGCAAGCAACUCGUCGCUCGAGUUUGUCCAAAGAUGACUCGUCGCCUCCUCGCCCAACUCGACCUGCUCCUCCAGUGCCCUGUCAAAGCACAACAUCCGUGCGUGUCGCACAGCCGCGCUCAGCGCAAACGGUGGACGUUGAAGCGGCUGACGUGGCCGACGCAGAUGCGAGCUUUGGUGACGACUCGGACGAGACUACUCUGGUGUGGACGCGCGCAAGCUGGUCUGAGCUCAGUUCCGGUUUUACUGCAGCACCGUUGCCCAGUCUGAUCCCAUCGAGUUCAAGCGUCAGCUCAGUGGCUGUGCCGGUCGAGCUCGAGCAGGAUAGCGAAAGUGGAGAUUGUGUCGGCGAGUUCGACGAGCUUCAGCCCAACGCACGCAUCACGAGGCGAGCUAGCGUACAGCGUGCGCUGGCGAUCUCGGAUGCUGCAAUGAGCAUACUACAAAAGCGUACGUCGAUGAGCAAAAGAGCAUCGCACUACAAUGCCAAGCGUCGAUCUGUACAGGAUACGGAAGUGGAGGCCGCUGGUGUGGGUGCGAGCAAGAGGUCUUCUGCAGCUUCGAGCCUGCGACGCCGAAGCUUUAUUCGUCAAUUGAGCGAUCAUGAGGGCUGGAAAGUGGUCAGCAGCGAUGAUCAAGCCGAGCAAGACGAUGGAUUUAGGCCUCAAGAUAGCAUUGUUGCACAGCCGGACCUGUGCAGUACAAGAUGGGACGAUUGGGUGGAGCAAGAAACGCUGAACGAGCAGCAUCAAUUGACGGCUACAGUGACGCAGCAACGUAUUUCAGCGCAAGUCGAUCUGGUACUAGCCGAUCUGUACUCUGCGCAGAAUGCAGAUCAGGUCCAGAAGCAGCUUGCUGAGCCUGAACCAAGCGGCGAAUGUACACCGACGCAGGAGAGCGUCAGCGAUCCCAUAGCUCGACUUGUCGAGCUACCAAAUGUCGACAAGUCGUGUGCUCCAGAGCGGCCACGUCGGUGCUUGCAUCGAACCACGUCGCCUACGGCUACCACGUGCACAACCUCGUCCAUCUCAUCGACCGACUCGUUCGCAUCCAACUCAUCGGGGACUACGCGAACCACGGACUUGGCCACGCUCGCCGACGACUCGCAAAUCGAUCCUGCGCGCAACAAGGUUAGCGUACAGGACGAGCCGAUCUGCUUCUCGCGUCCUUUCUCGCCUCAGUACCGAGCGUCGUUGGAAGACCAGCGUCGCGCGGAUACAAAGGAAAACGUUAGUGUGCCUGGGUAUGACGAUGCAGCUGCAAACAAGCGGUCCGAGACCGAAUUAGGCGCGAGUUUCAGGCUGUCCCUGGCUCCACUCGCCCCAUUGCAGUUGUAA